UCAGGAGUCAGGGCUCAGCCCAGUGGGCAGUGGGCCAGUGGCCCCUCCUUCUCUUUCUCUCUGUCCCUCCUCAUCUGUUAACCGAAAAUGACUGCAACCAAGUCUCUGCAAUCUACUUGCCCAUAUCAUCUAUAUAUAAAUACAUGGUGAUGUAACCACCCACUUAACCUUGGCCAUCCCCUCCUUUCUUCCUUUGAUCCUCUUGUUACUUCUCUUCUCGGGUUUGUUUAUUCUGUUCUUCAGUACUACUCAAUCCAAGCUUCAUCAAUGGUGGAUCUCCAGACUGUAUGUUGCAUGUGCGGCGACGUCGGUUUCUCCGACAAGCUCUUCCGUUGCACCAGAUGCCAAUAUCGUUUUCAGCAUUCGUACUGCAGUAACUACUACAGCGAACUGUCGGAGACUCCUGAGUUGUGCGACUGGUGCCAGAGUGAAGAGAGAAGUGCAAAGCAUCGUGGUUCUAAUUCGAAGAAGUUUGCUGGAAACGACUCCUCCGGAGCCCCCAACAGGUCUCAGUAUUCCGGUGACAAGAUCAAGCAACAUGAUCGGGAUGACAGUUCCGACAAGGGGAGAGGCACGGGUAGCAAUCCUUCCCCAAGACCAACUACACGCAGGUACAAGCUUCUCAAGGAUGUAAUGUGUUGAGCGAAAAUGAAAGGAAAAAAAAAGUAGUGUUUUGUUAACCAGAAGUUCCUUAAUUAAUACUUGUUAUCUAGUUUUCCAAGAGUUCUACUUUAAUUGUUCUGCGUGUGGUU
Messenger RNA from Nelumbo nucifera (sacred lotus), 752 nucleotides. RefSeq lists its product as uncharacterized. The record is from RefSeq and is a predicted model, not a curated record. NCBI's taxonomy places the organism in Eukaryota, Viridiplantae, Streptophyta, Magnoliopsida, Proteales, Nelumbonaceae.